GGCUUAUAUAUAUAUGUAUUCUAUCGUUCUUCUUCGAUCGGAAUCGGAUUGUAGACUGUCCGACUCUGUCGUUCAUCGGAGAUUUAAAUUCGCCAUGGACAGGUCACAGUUUAUCCUGAUAGGUUUACCUAUAUUCUUGUUCUGUUCGGAUCUCUUCAACCUUUUCACUCCUCCGCCUCCGAAACCUCCGAGUCACCGUCCCAAUCAGCCACCGCACAUCCCUCACCAGCAGCGUCCGCCUGUGGUCGUUCCUGGAACUCUAGAUUUUCCUUCGCAGAAGCCAAGUGGGUUAGGAGCAGUUGGAUAUGGAAACACCGUGGAGAUCAACUUCUGCAUCUCCUGUUCUUUCAAGGGAACUGCAGUGACUAUGAAGAAGAUGUUAGAAACGGCUUUCCCCGGUUUAGAUGUAGUUCUUGCAAACUACCCACCGCCAGCACCAAAGCGUCUUCUAGCCAAGGUUGUGCCUGUUGCUCAGAUGGGAGUUAUCGGGAUGAUAGUUGCGGGUGAUCGUAUCUUUCCCAUGAUUGGUAUUGCGCACCCACCUGCUUGGUUCAACUCCUUGAGGGCCAAUAGGUUUGGAUCCAUGGCUUCCACUUGGCUUCUCGGAAACUUUCUGCAGUCUUACCUUCAAAGCUCAGGGGCUUUUGAAGUUCUCUGCAACGGGGAACUGGUGUUCUCUAAAUUGAAAGAAGGUAGAUUCCCGGGAGAGAUCGAGCUGAGAGAUCUCAUCAGUAAAGCUUUGACAAAACCUAGCGUUGUCACUGGUAGCUACUGAAGUAGUAUCAUUAGUCGAAAGAAGAUUUCGACAUGAAAGGGUAUAGAAAGACGAAGACGGUGUUUUGAUCUCAUGUGCCAAAAAGCAAACGUUGUGUUUUUAGUUAACAUCAUGUUUUGUACCUUGUUCAUUUGGUUUUGAUUGAAUUUUACUCUCUGGUUCA
Brassica napus (rape) is the source of this 938-nucleotide messenger RNA. RefSeq names its product selT-like protein. Gene Ontology annotation, cellular component: endoplasmic reticulum membrane. The record is from RefSeq and is a predicted model, not a curated record. Gene Ontology annotation, molecular function: thioredoxin-disulfide reductase (NADPH) activity. Bases 14 to 775 code for a protein of 253 amino acids. The transcript has 4 exons. NCBI's taxonomy places the organism in Eukaryota, Viridiplantae, Streptophyta, Magnoliopsida, Brassicales, Brassicaceae. Gene Ontology annotation, biological process: cell redox homeostasis.